Messenger RNA from Prunus mume (Japanese apricot), 626 nucleotides. Lineage: Eukaryota; Viridiplantae; Streptophyta; Magnoliopsida; Rosales; Rosaceae. The record is from RefSeq and is a predicted model, not a curated record.
UUUUCUUUUUGUUUAAGUAAAAAACCCCCAACAACAUUAAUAAUUAGAUAAGAAAGAAGAUAGAAAGGGAAGGCAAAGCUGAACUUUUGCUAUACAUAAGAUUUGGAGGACAAUCAGAGAGCAGAGAGUUGAGGUGAAAAAGCUAUGAAGUUCUUAUUCCAGUGCCCCUGCUGCUCUUGUUUCUGCUUCAUGAAGCCCAAGAAAGGCAAGGCAAGGGUGAAGGCAGCAGCAACUGUAGCAUCCAAGGAUGAGAAGAAGGUUGAAACCAAGGAAGAGAAGAAGGUUGAAUCCAAGGAAGAGAAGAAAGAAUGACAACAAUGCAGCUACCUACAUCUGAUAGUGCAUGCAUAAGUGAAAGCAUAUGUGCUUUGUUUAUGCUUUUCUUUCUUUCUUCUUGUUGAUUAAUAUUGGUGGGUGCUAUAAUUAGUAUGUACAACAAAUUGUACUUACAGUUUGAUCCAGCAGCUUGGUAUGUUAAUAAACUACUGGCUUGUGUUGUGUGUCCUACUUUUCAAAAUCCUACACAUAAAUAAUCAAGUGUCAUCUGAUCUUUAACCUAAGUUUCACAUAAUGUAAGUGAGUUUUCCCAUUCUCAUAUAGAUCUAAUUGUUUUUUUUUUCUGAGAA